Messenger RNA from Humulus lupulus (European hop), 1366 nucleotides. RefSeq names its product 2-alkenal reductase (NADP(+)-dependent)-like. The coding region runs from base 70 to 1104 and encodes 344 amino acids. Gene Ontology annotation, molecular function: 2-alkenal reductase [NAD(P)H] activity. The record is from RefSeq and is a predicted model, not a curated record. The transcript is spliced from 5 exons. Lineage: Eukaryota; Viridiplantae; Streptophyta; Magnoliopsida; Rosales; Cannabaceae.
GAGACCAUCUUCGCCUUUGUCUUCUGAUCAAAGCAAAACCCAAAAGAGAGAAGAAGAAGAAGAAAUCUCAUGGCGGAAGUUACGAAUAAGCAGGUAUUACUACGAGACUAUGUGUCUGGUUACCCAAAAGAAUCAGACAUGUAUGUAACCACUUCUACUCUGAAGCUCAAGCUUCCGGAAGGCUCCAAUGGGGUUCUGCUAAAAAAUCUCUACCUGUCCUGCGACCCUUACAUGCGAAACCGUAUGAGGAAGCACCUCAGCCCCACUUAUUAUGCAGAGUCUUUCAAGCCCCAUUCGCCUAUCAGUGGGUAUGGAGUGGCUGAAGUAUUAGAAUCUGGGGAUUCAAAAUUCAAACAAGGUGAUUUGGUUUGGGGAAUAACUGGGUGGGAGCAAUAUAGUAUUAUAAAUGCAACACAGUCUCUUUUCAAAAUUCAGGACACUGAUGUCCCCCUUUCUUACUAUGUUGGUAUUCUUGGUAUGCCUGGUAUGACUGCCUAUGCUGGUUUCUAUCAGCUUUGCUCUCCUAAGAAGGGAGAAUACGUCUUUGUCUCAGCUGCAUCGGGUGCAGUGGGUCAGCUUGUUGGGCAGUUUGCAAAGCUGUUGGGUUGCUAUGUGGUGGGUAGCGCUGGAAGCAAAGAAAAAGUUGAUUUGUUGAAGAACAAGUUCGGAUUUGAUGAGGCUUUUAACUAUAAAGAAGAGGCUGAUUUGGAUACAGCUUUAAAAAGGUACUUUCCGGAAGGAAUAGACAUUUACUUUGAGAAUGUUGGGGGAAAGAUGCUUGACGCUGUGCUAUUGAAUUUGAGAGUCCAUGCUCGAAUUUCUGUGUGUGGAAUGAUCUCACAGUACAAUCUUGAGCACCCAGAAGGUGUUCAUAAUUUGAUGAACCUCAUUAUCAAACAAGCCCGGUUAGAAGGAUUUGUAGUGACUAGCUACUAUCAUCUCUACCCCAAGUUUCUUGAGUUUAUUCUACCGUCCAUCAAACAAGGCAACAUCGUUUAUGUCGAAGAUGUUGCUCAAGGCUUGGACAAUGCCCCAGCUGCUCUUGUUGGCCUCUUCCUUGGUCGCAACGUUGGAAAACAAAUUGUUGCCAUUUCUCAUGAAUGAUCACUGGCCUAGUUAGGUUGCUUCUCUUUUUUCCUUGUUUACCCCAAAAGAGAGAAAAAAAAAAAACCUUCAGGUGCUUCCUCCUUCUGCAUUUGCAAAUAUGUGCAAACAUUGGUCUUAUAGUCUUUGGUGUAUUGUUUUGUGAUGUUUCUUUUCUACCUUCCACUUCUUAUCACAGCUUGCUUAAUAAGACUUUUCUUUCGUUAUUUUAGAAAGAAAAGACAAAUUAUUUAAAUAACUCAAUUGUAGUAACGCAAGGUUU